This is a messenger RNA of Priapulus caudatus, 1936 nucleotides long. Its product is annotated as endonuclease III-like protein 1. The coding region runs from base 211 to 1407 and encodes 398 amino acids. Gene Ontology annotation, molecular function: DNA-(apurinic or apyrimidinic site) endonuclease activity; oxidized pyrimidine nucleobase lesion DNA N-glycosylase activity; DNA binding. Gene Ontology annotation, cellular component: nucleus. The transcript is spliced from 6 exons. Lineage: Eukaryota; Metazoa; Priapulida; Priapulimorpha; Priapulimorphida; Priapulidae. Gene Ontology annotation, biological process: base-excision repair, AP site formation; nucleotide-excision repair; base-excision repair. The record is from RefSeq and is a predicted model, not a curated record.
CAUGCUAAUAAAUCAUGGUCGCAUGACUUGAAAAUGGAGUAUUUGUGUUUUGUUGCUCGGCUGCUUGUUGAACCAUAGAAGAAGAUAUAUCUAUAUAUCUAUCUGCUUCUAUAUCUAUAGUUGAACUUGUUGUAUCAAAGUCCGCAUGGAAUAUAUAAGAUCUUAGAUUAUAUGUAUUUGUUGUGAUUCGUUACUACCAUUGGGUCAUUAAUGAAAGGAAUCAUAUUUAACUUGUAUAAAAUGUCUUUGAAAUCGCCAUAUUUCACGCCUCGUGUAACAAGAUCAACAACAACAAGAAAAAAGAAAACAAAUGCGAUGCCAGUAGUACAACAGGAAAUGCACCAGAUGUUACCAGAUGAUCAUCAUCAUGUUACAAAAUCUCAAUUAGAAACUCUACCGAAGAGAAUAAGGAAAAGGAUGCAUCUAAAAGUUGAAGCGACGUCUGAAACGUUGAUAGAAUUUGAAAGUAAAACGGGUAAAAAACCAAAAUUAUACAAUUACAAGACUAGCCAAAAAAUAAAGAUGGAACCAAUGUUACCCGAAAACGAAAUGGUGGCGUCUACUGGGAUUAGCAGUGCUAGUAAUGCUAACCAAGUGACUCGUAUAACAGUCACUGAACUGCCUCAAACUAGGGUAAAACAUGAAAAAUGCAAACAAUGGCACCCAGCAAACUGGCAGCAACAGCUGGCAAACAUGAGGGAGAUGAGAAAGAACAGAGAUGCUCCAGUAGAUAGCAUGGGUGCAGAAGCAUUGCCUGACAAAUUCGCUCCGCCCGAGGUGUUUCGCUAUCAAGUGCUUGUAUCCUUAAUGCUGUCAAGUCAGACAAAGGAUGGGGUAACUGCAGCAGCCAUGAGGAGGCUUAAAGUUCAUGGACUGACCAUUGAUAAUAUUAUACAAACGCCUGAUAAAAGGCUUGGAGAACUAAUUUAUCCUGUUGGUUUUUGGAAGAAGAAGAUUAUGUACAUCAAAGAUACUGCCAUGGUAUUAAAGGAGGAAUACAACACGGAUAUUCCCAGUUCUGUGGAACAACUCUGUAAGCUACCAGGAGUUGGACCAAAGAUGGCAUACCUUGUCAUGCAUAUUGCGUGGGGACAGACAGUUGGUAUUGGUGUAGACACACAUGUACACAGGAUAUCAAACAGGCUGGGCUGGGUUUCGAAACCCACAACCAGGCCAGAAGCUACAAGGAAAGCUCUUGAAGAUUGGCUACCUAGGGAAAUGUGGGAUGACGUUAACCUGCUAAUGGUGGGAUUUGGCCAGCAGACUUGCUGUCCUGUCAACCCCAAGUGUGCAACUUGCCUCAACAGAGAUAUCUGCCCAUAUGGAAAGAAACAGUGCAAGGUUAUAAAAUCGGAAAAUAACGGCAGUUUUUUCGACGACGACGCGUCCCCGCGGCAAAUGGAAUAGCGGAGACACUGCUCACGCAAUUAUCGGUGCGAUGGCGACGGGCGACGCAAGCGAACAGCGUGGGGGGAAAAGUUUUUGCGAGCACAACCUCGGCGAGCUUAUCGUAUAAUAGUAUAGAUAUUUUACUUUAAAAGAGUUUAAAAAAGUAAAAAAAGUAAAAAAAGUAAUAUUUUAAUUAAAGAAAUAGGUUUCAUAUAAAUUCAGUUGAUGCAAUAACAAAUUAGGGCACAUGAAUGGUCAUUGGUCAUAGAUACUCAUGAUAAUAUCAAUUUUUCUUUAUUUAUAAUAUUUUAUUUGCAUGUUUUGGCAGGCACAUAGAUUACAUUAAGUAUUGACUAGAUAAGCAUAUAGCUACUCAAUUUUUAGAUCAUACCAUUGGAAGCGUAAGCAUUUGUGUGUGGUACACUUUGCAAUGAUAAAUUUGCAAGUUGAUAAAUAUUUGUUUGCUUAAAAUCUAGGUAACAUCAAAAAGGGGUCAUUCUUCUAGAACAUCAAUAAAUAUUUGUUUAGAUACAAAAUUUUUACGUAA